Molecule: messenger RNA, 3404 nt
Organism: Medicago truncatula (barrel medic)
Lineage: Eukaryota; Viridiplantae; Streptophyta; Magnoliopsida; Fabales; Fabaceae
Product: receptor-like protein kinase HSL1
Exons: 2
Coding region: 189-3170 (993 amino acids)
Biological process (GO): protein phosphorylation
Molecular function (GO): protein kinase activity; ATP binding; receptor serine/threonine kinase binding
Source: RefSeq, a predicted model, not a curated record
UGUAUUAAACAAGGCCAAAAGUAUAAACAGCAAAACAUGUGAGCAUCUGAUAAUACUAAGGGUGAAAAACAUUUCCCAAGUUAGUUAAAUUAUGCACCUACUAUGCCCAGUACAAUUAAAUUCAAAAUGAGGUGCUCCAAAUUCUGAUGGCAACACAAGAAUAGAACUAACAUUAGAAACAUAGCAAAAUGGUUGAACUAUUAUUCAUCAUGCUCCUCUUUCUCUUCCUCUCCCUAAUCUCUCCCACACUCUCUCUCAACCAAGAAGGUCUCUUCCUCCUCCAAGCCAAACUCCAUCUCUCUGAUCCCUCCAACACUCUCUCCAACUGGAACCCUAACGACUCAUCUCCGUGCAACUGGACCGGCAUCCUUUGCAACAAUCUCACCAACUCCGUCACCUCCAUCAACCUCCCUAACUCCGAUCUCUCCGGUUCUUUCCCCGUUUCCCUCUGCCGUCUCCCUCAUCUUUCCCAUCUCUCUCUCCCUAACAAUAACCUUAACUCCACUCUCCCCACUACCAUCUCCACUUGCACCACUCUCCGCCAUCUUGAUCUCUCCCUCAACCUCUUCGCCGGCAAUAUCCCUCACACUCUCUCCGACCUCCCUCUCCAAGAACUCAACCUCUCCUUCAACAACUUCUCCGGCAACAUCCCACAAACCUUCAGCAACUUCCAACAACUCCAAACAAUCUCUCUCGUUAACAACCUCUUUACUGGAACAAUACCUUCCUCUCUAAGCAAUGUUUCUUCUCUCAAACAUCUUCAUCUUGCUUACAACAACUUCCUCUCUGGAACAAUACCUUCUUCACUCGGAAACCUCACGAACCUUGAAACUCUAUGGCUUGCUGGUUGCAACCUUGUUGGUCCUAUUCCAAAUUCUUUUCGAAAACUCGUUCAUCUGAAUAAUCUUGACUUGUCACGUAACAUGCUGAACGGAGCUAUACCGGAACUUGUUAUAGCAAGUUUAACCAGCAUUGUUCAACUUGAGCUUUACACAAACUCUUUCUCCGGCGAGCUACCACGUGUAGGAAUAUCAAAUUUGACUCGGUUGGAAAGAUUUGAUGCUUCGGAUAACGAGUUAACUGGGACUAUUCCUGAUGAGUUGUGUCGUUUGAAGAAUCUGGGGUCUCUUGGUUUGUACUAUAACCGACUCGAGGGUUCUCUGCCGGAGAGUUUAGCGUCGUCGGAGAGUUUAUACGAGCUUCUUUUGUUCAACAACACGCUCUCAGGAAAGUUGCCAAGUGGUUUGGGAAGUAACUCAAGGCUGCAGUUGAUUGAUGUUUCGUUUAAUCAUUUUUCCGGUGAGAUUCCGGCAGGUUUGUGUCGGCAGGGAAGGUUAGAGGAGUUGUUGUUGAUUCAUAACUUGUUUUCCGGGGAAAUUCCAGCGGGUCUUGGAAACUGUUUGAGCUUAACAAGAGUUAGGCUUGGCAACAAUAAUCUUUCUGGUGUUGUUCCUUCUGGUUUUUGGGGUUUGCCUCAUGUGUAUCUACUUGAGCUUGUUGAAAAUUCACUUUCUGGGCCUAUUUCAAAUGCAAUUUCAGGAGCAAGUAAUCUUUCAAUUUUGUUGAUUUCAGGGAAUAGGUUUAAUGGGUCAAUUCCUGAUUCAAUUGGGUCAUUGUCUAAUCUUGGAGAGUUUGUUGCUAGCAGUAAUAGUCUUACCGGUCCAAUUCCAACCGGUAUGGUUAAAUUAAGCCAGUUGAAUAGGCUUGUUCUUAGGGAUAAUCAAUUUUCUGGUGAGAUUCCUCAUGGUAUUGGUGAUUGGAAGAAGCUCAAUGACCUUGAUUUGGCUAAUAAUAGGUUUGUUGGUAAUAUUCCAAGUGAAUUAGGAACCUUGCCAGCACUUAAUUUUCUUGAUCUUUCUGGUAAUUUACUUUCCGGUGAAAUUCCAAUGGAGUUGCAGAAUUUGAAGCUUGAUUUCUUUAACCUGUCAAAAAAUCAGCUUUCUGGUGAAAUUCCCCCUCUUUAUGCUAGUGAGAAUUAUAGGGAAAGUUUUACAGGAAAUACCGGUCUCUGUGGCGAUAUCUCUGGAUUGUGUCCAAAUUUGGGUGAGAAGAGUAAGAAUAGGAGCUAUGUGUGGGUUUUCAGGUUCAUAUUUGUACUUACUGGUGCUGUGUUAAUUGUUGGGCUGACAUGGUUUUACUUCAAAUUCCGGAACUUCAAGAAGAUGAAGAAAGGAUUCAGUAUGUCGAAAUGGAGGUCGUUUCAUAAACUAGGCUUUAGCGAGUUUGAGAUUGUUAAAUUGAUGAGUGAAGAUAACGUGAUAGGGAGCGGAUCUUCUGGGAAGGUUUACAAAGUGGUGUUGAGUAAUGGAGAGGCAGUGGCAGUGAAGAAAUUAUGGGGAGCAGCAACUAAGAUGGAAAGUGGAAAUGUCAAGGAUCGCGAAAAGGAUGAAUUUGAAGUUGAAGUUGAAACAUUGGGAAAGAUUAGGCACAAGAAUAUUGUAAGGUUAUGGUGCUGUUAUAGCAGUGGAGAUAGUAAACUCUUAGUUUAUGAGUACAUGCCAAAUGGAAGUUUGGAUGAUUUGUUGCAUAGUAGCAAGAAGAAUUUGUUGGAUUGGCCAACAAGACUUAAAAUUGCUGUUGAUGCUGCUGAGGGACUUUCUUAUUUGCACCAUGAUUGUGUUGUUCCUAUUGUUCAUAGGGAUGUAAAAUCUAGUAAUAUAUUGCUAGAUGGAGAAUUUGGUGCAAAGAUUGCUGAUUUUGGAGUUGCUAAAUUUGUUAGAAGUGUUAGCAAAGGGACAGAAGAACCCAUGUCUAUGAUUGCAGGAUCUUGUGGUUACAUUGCACCAGAAUAUGGUUAUACUCUUAGGGUGAAUGAAAAGAGUGACAUUUAUAGCUUUGGAGUAGUGAUUUUGGAGUUGGUAACUGGAAAACACCCUAUUGAUCAAGAGUAUGGAGAAAAAGAUUUGGUAAAAUGGGUUUCUUCCAAAUUGAAUGAGGAUGGUCAAGAUCAAGUGAUUGAUCUAAAUCUUGAUUCUAAAUACAAGGAAGAAAUAAGCAAAGUUCUCAAGGUAGGGCUUCUUUGCACAAGCUCUCUUCCCAUAAACCGUCCUUCAAUGCGCAGAGUGGUGAAUAUGCUGCAGGAAGUAACAGCAGUUGCCAAGUUCAGAAGUGGAAAAUUCUCUCCUUACUAUCAAGAAGUAGUCUCUAAUAAUGAUCAUUUAGAAGCAUAGCUUAAACUAGACCUACGUGUCUCAGACACGGACAUAUCGGCAACACAGACAUGUCGACAACAAUAACAAUUUGAAAAAAUGGAAUUGGAUGAAAUCAAAUGUGUCAGUGUCGUGUCGUCUGUCACCAACACAUGUCAGACAUCGUACACAACUUUAAUGUAAAAUAUCGGUGCUACAUAUAUAGUCUAUCAUCAUUAAACUAUAUUAUAUUUACUUAACAUUCUUAAACUAUAA